This is a messenger RNA of Tribolium castaneum (red flour beetle), 2079 nucleotides long. It is a transcript of the gene Nup75, whose product is annotated as Nucleoporin 75kD. NCBI's taxonomy places the organism in Eukaryota, Metazoa, Arthropoda, Insecta, Coleoptera, Tenebrionidae. The record is from RefSeq and is a predicted model, not a curated record. Gene Ontology annotation, molecular function: structural constituent of nuclear pore. The transcript has 8 exons. Bases 110 to 2029 code for a protein of 639 amino acids. Gene Ontology annotation, biological process: mRNA export from nucleus; positive regulation of DNA-templated transcription; protein import into nucleus. Gene Ontology annotation, cellular component: nuclear pore outer ring.
UACCGACCCGGCUAACCGCUCUCCUCAAACAAAAUUCGAAAAAAAUACGGUUUUUUUGAAUGAAAAGGCGCAAAAUUUCGUGUUAUUUAACGCUUCCCGACCCGUAUUAAUGGACAAUACCGCCAAAACUUUCGUUAUUCCAAAUGAGUUAUGCCGACGUGCUGGAGUGGCGGCUUCGUGGCUUUCCGUCAACGAAUUCGGUGUUUUCGGCCACCAGAAAACACCAAAAGUUGAUAAACCGAGUCACUUUGCCCCCUCGGACGCCUCUGUGUUUCAGCUGCGCCCCGACAUUAUUCUCUUCAAACCAAUUUUACGCAAAUUGGUAAAUGAGGCCAACGGGACGUUUCUAACCCUUCAAGCCCUUGUAGCCACUGAGGGCGACCACAAGGCCGAAUUAUUGAAACUUAGCCGGCAGUACAGGUCCAUAAUAAGGGCCUGUUUGGAGAAUUUGCAAGACGAGGUGAUGCGAGCCGAUGGCGAUUAUCGCGAAGAAUUGCAAAAUUACAUUACGAUUUUUUACUCAGUUGAGUGUAUUUGGCACUUGUGUGAAAUCUUAUUUGUUGAUGCGGUCCCAGGCAACAUUGUUUUGCCCCACUUACUGGACUGGAUUCGGUUUCAUUUUCCGAAAUAUGACCGAAAUGCGGCAAGUAUGUUGGCUGGGGAUUUGGGUGGUUUGGAGUCACACCCUGACUAUUGGGAAACUGUCAUUGGGUCACUAUUACAAGGGCGGGUCAAGGUCGUUAGGGCCCUACUUAAAUUACACUCAGAAGCUGAGUCACAACCUUUCAGAAUUGUGGAUCAGUGUCUGAGAGCAAUGCCGGUUUAUAACAUGUUUAGUGGGACUUCAAUCGCUGAAUUUAAUCUACAAUGGAAUCAUUGGGUCGUGGAUGUUCAAUCGAAAAUUGAUGCGAAAAUGUUUAUUUCUUGUUAUAAUCUCAAUUUGAUUAUGAAGCUUACGGUUGGUAACGAAAUUGCAUGGGGGGAAAUACAGCAGUAUUGCGAGACGUGGUAUGAAAUGUUAGCCGCGUGGUUAUUUUUUACCCAACCUACUGUUAAAUCGUUUGAGUUGGGACAGUUUGCCAAACAGUGUAUCACGAAAAUGUCCAUAGGGAAUAGAAUUAAGCAUUUGGAUAGGAUGUUGUUGGCAGCAAUGGAGUUUGAUAUUUUACAGGUGAUUAAAGAAAUCCAAAAUAUGACAGACAGUGGCUGGUUUGUGAGCCACUUAACCGACCUACUUUACCAUUCAGGCCGUCUAAGCGACACAACUAUCGAAACUAUUGAAAAUUUCCACCCUGAUAAAUUGCGCGAGUCAUUUUUAAUCGAUUAUGGCUCGCUUUUAAUGGGCCAUAAGUCACUAUGGCAGGUCGGUUUAAGCUACUUGGACCACUGUCCCAGCGAUGGCCCUGAAGUCACAAAAUUACUACUUGCAAGACUGCCUCUAAAUUCCGAAAUGCGGGCUGAGAAAAUUGUGAGAGAGGCUCUGAACCGGAAUUUAACCGAAACGGCACAAAGUAUUUGUAAAGUGCAAGGAAUGGCUUGUAAAAACCGGGGGCGUCUGGGACACGCCCUCGCCUGGGCCCUCAAAUCACAAGACGGCACUUUUGUGUCGUUUUUAUCGAACAAAUUUCUGCGAGAGUAUGCCGAAAGUGGCGAUUUGAACAGUAUUGAUCUUUUGGAUAAUCUCGGAUCGUGUAUUUUGGCAAGCGAUAGGUUGAUGUUUUUAGGCAAAUAUUACGAAUUCCAGAAGUUAUAUCAAGCGAACGAGUACAAAGAAGCCGCCAAUUUGCUCGUUUCGUUACUUGAGUCGAAAAUAAUACCAAACUUUUUCUGGAGUAUUCUAUUAACUGACGCAAUACCGCUACUUGAGUGCGAAAAAAUGGUUUUUUCCUCAACUGAUACCUACAUCAUUAUGCAGUGUUUGGAAGAGCAGGAAAAAACCAAAGACUUGAAAGACAAACUUCCGAUCUUGAGACUGUCAGCGACCCGGAAUUUAGCACGAGCUUUGGUACACGAAGCCCAAUUAAAAUGAUGAUUUUUUUAACAAUUUUUUAUUAAAUAAAUACUUUACGUAAACAAUAA